AUGGUGUUUAAAGAUGUGAAAGAAUUUAGACAAACAAUAACUAAAUAUGCAGUUAGAAGGAGGGUUCAUGUGGAGACGUGGGUGAAUGAACCAAAAAAAAUUAAAGUUAGAUGCAAAGAUGGUUGUCCAUGGCUUUUGUAUGGAUGUCUUGACAAGACAACAAAUAAUUUCAUGAUAAAAACUUACAAUCCAAAGCAUACUUGCAAUAAGACAACUAGAAAUUACUUGUGCAAUGCAAAGUUUUUAUCUGAAGCCUUCAGAGAAAGAAUAAUUGAGCAACCAAACAUAAGAGUCUUCAAGUUGCAGGAGAUGAUUUGGAAAAAAAUUAAACUUUAUGUUGACAAGACUACUAUGAGAAGAGCAAGAGCUAAAGUGUUGAAAGAUAUAAUGGGUGAUCAUGUUGUGGAAUUUGGAAGAAUACUUGACUACAAGGAUGAAUUGUUAAGGACCAAUCCAGGGACCAGUUGUGUUGUAAAAGUUGGUGAACCUGAUGCCGAAGUUGUUGUGGCCAAGGAUGGUAGCAAUCAGAUGAUGCCACUUGCUUGGGCAAUAAUUGAAAAGGAGAACAAAAACACUUGGACCAUGUUUUUCAAGUGCAUAAGGGAUGAUCUGGGACAUGGAGAUGGUGAAGGUCUCACCUUGAUUACAGAUAUGCAAAAGCAAUUAUAG
Molecule: messenger RNA, 669 nt
Organism: Solanum stenotomum
Lineage: Eukaryota; Viridiplantae; Streptophyta; Magnoliopsida; Solanales; Solanaceae
Exons: 3
Coding region: 1-669 (222 amino acids)
Source: RefSeq, a predicted model, not a curated record